AUGGCUGUGGCGUGUGUCGCACAACUUAGGCUUGAAGGCUGCCACAAAAUUCCAGAGUGCAAUUCGAACACUGCAUUUAAUGUACCAAACAAGAAUGAUUGUCACAGCUUUUACAAGUGUUCCUUUGGAUGUGGAUAUCUAAUGUAUUGUUCACUUGAAUUAAGUAAUUCUUCCUCUAAGCGUUUGGUCUACAAUCCACAAUUACAAGUCUGCGAUUGGCCAGCCCACGUGGAUAACGGAGGGUGCCCGGCACAAGCUGUGACACAGUCACCGGUAACAACGACUACGGAACCUGCGAAUUCGCCAUCUACGCCAGCAAGUUCACAACCUGCCACGCAGUCAUCAUCGUCAUCUACUACGAAUCUUGUAACAGAAUCAUUAUCGUGGAUUACUACAGAGUCGUCGUCGUCGCCUACCACUAAACCUGUAACAGAGUCAUCAUCGUGGCCUACUACAGAACCUGUAACAGAGUCAUCGUCGACACCUACCACAGAACCUGUUACAGAGUCAUCAUCGUGGCCUACCACAAAACCUGUAACAGAGUCAUCGUCGACACCUACCACAGAACCUGUAACAGAGUCAUCGUCGUCGCCUACCACUAAACCUGUAACAGAGUCAUCAUCGACACCUACCACAGAACCUGUUACAGAGUCAUCAUCGUGGCCUACCACAAAACCUGUAACAGAGUCAUCGUCGACACCUACCACAGAACCUGUAACAGAGUCAUCGUCGACACCUACCACAGAACCUGUAACAGAGUCAUCGUCGACACCUACCACAGAACCUGUAACAGAGUCAUCGUCGACACCUACCACAGAACCUGUUACAGAAUCAUCGUCGUCGUCUACUACAGAAGAGAUAUGUUCAAGUAGUACAGAACCUGUAACAGAUUCUUCAUCAUCGUCACCUAUACCUACAAUCCCUGAUAUAACGUCAGAAUGCCCAAAGGAAGGAAGGAAAAAUAUAGCUCACGAAAGUAACUGUCAUCUAUAUUAUAAAUGUGAUUAUGGAGAGAAGGCGCUUUAUAAAUGUUACGAAGGGUUAAUUUUUAAUCCAUACGUCGAAGCGUGUGACUCACGGCAAAAUGUAGACUGCAUAGUAACCGGUGGUGACACGUUAUAA
Molecule: messenger RNA, 1122 nt
Organism: Habropoda laboriosa
Lineage: Eukaryota; Metazoa; Arthropoda; Insecta; Hymenoptera; Apidae
Product: flocculation protein FLO11-like
Exons: 1
Coding region: 1-1122 (373 amino acids)
Cellular component (GO): extracellular region
Molecular function (GO): chitin binding
Source: RefSeq, a predicted model, not a curated record